UCUCGCGCGUUUCAAACUCGAUUAGGCGGCACUCCUGAUUGCGACUUACAUUCCGGUAGUGACAGUGACUUGAAAGUGACAGUGUCGAAAGCUUUUCCCCAUGCACUUAAUUGGCUUGCUGGUGCUGCUCCAUGUCGGCCUCCAAGGAGUCCAGAGCGUUCCCUUCUACACCAUAAAACCUUCAUAUAUUGAGUCGUGCAAGAUUUAUGAACCAGAAUUUACAAAGUGCUCAACACGAUCCAUUCAGGCCUUUAUGAACCAGCUUAUUAAAGGCGUACCCGAGCUUGAAGAAUCUUUUGGACCCAUCGAUCCCAUGAGGCAAGACCAGCUGGUCUUUAAGCAGGACAACAGUGAUGUGGCCACCCUUUCCGCCAAUUUAACUGAUAUGCUCAUCAGCGGUUUUGGCAAAAUGGUGAUCAAGGAGAGCAAAGUCAGCAAGAAGGAUUUCAGUUGGCUGACUACGAUUUACCUGCCAAAAAUGCGAAUGGAUGGUCAUUAUCAAAUGUUAGGUCGUAUUUUGUUAGUGCCCCUGAAGGGAUCUGGAAAAAUCGAGAUGGAGAUAGAUGACCUGGACAUUCUGAUGAACACCAAGACACACCUUUAUGAAAAGGGCGGCUUUACCUUCUACAACGUGACUUCCGUAAAGGUGAAGUUGGAUGUCGGUAAGGUGCGGACCAGAAUGGACAAUCUUUUCAAUGGACAUAGUAAGGAGGUGGAAAACAGUACCAAUCAGUUCUUCAACGACAAUUGGCAAGACCUUUUCGAAGCACUGCGUCCACUUGUAGAUGAGACCGUGGAAAGAACUCUACUCGACCUUCUCCACAAAACCUUUUCCCUGUUUCCGGCCAGCUUUUUUGUGGAGGACAUACCAACAUCUCUGGCUCUGUAUGGUCGCAAAUCACACAUGAUAAACAAUAAUAAUAACAAAGAGAUCUAAUGUCUACAAUAGAAAUUCUCUUAUUAAUAAAGAGACUUAAUGUAAAAGUUAGAGCUCCA
This is a messenger RNA of Drosophila ficusphila, 996 nucleotides long. RefSeq lists its product as uncharacterized. Bases 101 to 937 code for a protein of 278 amino acids. Lineage: Eukaryota; Metazoa; Arthropoda; Insecta; Diptera; Drosophilidae. The transcript has 5 exons. The record is from RefSeq and is a predicted model, not a curated record.